Malassezia sympodialis ATCC 42132 is the source of this 936-nucleotide messenger RNA. RefSeq lists its product as uncharacterized. The record is from RefSeq and is a predicted model, not a curated record. Lineage: Eukaryota; Fungi; Basidiomycota; Malasseziomycetes; Malasseziales; Malasseziaceae.
AUGGCCGCUCGGGCAGUUGUCGCUGCGGUGGCUCUGUUGCUAUGCAGCAUUUGGAGUGUUGCAGCAUCGCUAGCCUACGAUAUUCGUGAUGCAAAACUGACUGUGUCCUCUUUUGAUGGCGCGUCGCGCUUUCGCAAGAGCUUUGACGGUAAAGCCUCUGUGCCGACCACGCCCGAAUUGCUGACGCUGGAGGCUGACGAUGUCAUUAAGCUCUCUUUUUCUACCAUCUUGUCGACUGGAGAGAAGGCAACGGGUGACUUCCUUCCUCAUCAGGCCUGGGUGGUGAUCAGUGAUGUCACUGACAAAGAAAGCUCAGAUUCCGUAUGGCCACUGCGUGUGCGCGGCGCUACUGCGUCGGCAACUUGGAGUUUGCGUGUGGAUCGCAUGAGUGAAUCCCUGAAGCAAACCAUUGUGAAGCAGGGUGUGGAUCACCCGCUACGAAUGCAUUUGGUUCUUGCUUCGUUCCCGAGUAACUCGAACAGUGUGGUGGAGCCAUUGCAGCUGCUUCUCUUGGAUCUGCAAUUCACAAGUGCGAUCGCAUCGCGAUUCGCAUCGGCUCUGUCGAAUUCACUGCGCUCCAAAGCUGAACGUGAAGAUGGAUUCUAUCCCUGGCCUGCCAACCAACAUACGUUCCAGAUGGAGCCUUGGCAAUCCAUGCCUCCCAAGCUGGUUUCGCUUUUGGCAGCUUUUUUGGUACUGAGUUUGCCCUGGACUGUGCUUCUCACUAUUUGGCACCGGAUUGUGAAGAAUGUGAGAGCCCCCAAAACAAUGGUGGCUCUGUUUUUGGUAUCGGUGUAUGUCAUCGAGCUGGGUGCGGUGCUGCACUGGGUCGGAGUGACGCCAUGGGUAGUGUUCCCCGCUAUGGGCGCCGUGUCUAUUGGUGCUGUGUUGACUGGACGCGGUGCACUUACUCCCUUUUUGGCUCGCAAUGCUUAA